Molecule: messenger RNA, 648 nt
Organism: Linnemannia hyalina
Lineage: Eukaryota; Fungi; Mortierellomycota; Mortierellomycetes; Mortierellales; Mortierellaceae
Source: the annotation of a GenBank genome assembly
AUGGACCAACAAAAGGCGGCCAAGCAGCGGCACACAAAGAACCGCAUUGACAACGACCAACAUAACGACCCCCGGGCUGAUGGAGCCAGUCGACAUUCAUCCAAGCAGUCAAGGACAGCAGCAAACACCUCGUCCUGGAAGCAGUCUGUUCUUCAGGGGUUAUGCCUCUCGGUCCUCUUCUUCUUCCUGGCCUCCUACCUCGUCACCGACACCUGGCUCUGGGGCUACAAAGGAAAAUACACCAACCUGCGCCAUUGGUUCCCUCCAAAGGAAGUGGUCUUCACACAAACGGAGUUGCUGAAAUACGAUGGAUCGGAUCCCUCAAAGAAGAUUUAUCUGGCCAUCAAGGGCGAGGUCUUUGACGUGACCGCCGGACGACCCUAUUACUCCAAGGGCGGUGGGUAUGGCUUCUUCUCGGGUAAAGAUGCAUCGCGUGCUUAUACCACAGGCUGUUUCCAGACCCAUCUGACGCAUGAUCUCCGUGGCCUUACUAAACAACAACUCGCGGAUAUUGACGGGUGGGCCAAUUUUUACAGGAAUCAUCAAAAGUACUUCAAGGUUGGCACCGUCAUCCUCGACCCUAUCGAUCCCGCCUCGCCCAUCCCUGAAGAUUGCCAUCAGCCCGUCGCUCCCAAGCCAUCCUCUUAG